CGUCACUAUAUAAAGCAGCAGAGGCGUGGAUUAGCAGAUACUUGCCUGCUGAGGACCAUGUGAGCAACGGCCAUCUCCACGCCAAGGAGAGACAAAAUGCCAGGCGUGUUCCUCUCUGCUAAUCCAAAGGAACUGAAAGGAACUGAUCAUUCGCUUCUAAACGACAAGACGCAGAAAAGGAGGCCAAAGACCUUUGGAAUGGAUGUGAAAGCAUACCUGAGAUCUAUGAUCCCACACCUGGAAUCUGGAAUGAAACCUUCCAAGUCCAAGGACCUACUCUCUGCUGAUGAAGUGAAGCAGUGGUCUGAAUCUCUGGAAAAACUUCUUGCCAACCAGACUGGUCAAGACGUCUUUGGGAAUUUCCUAAAGUCUGAGUUCAGUGAGGAGAAUAUUGAAUUCUGGCUGGCUUGUGAAGACUAUAAAAAAACAGAGUCUGAUCUUUUGCAUUGCAAAGCGGAGAAAAUCUAUAAAGCAUUUGUGCAGUCAGAUGCCGCCAAACAAAUCAAUAUUGACUUUCACACUCGAGAAUCUACAGCCAAGAAGAUUAAAGCACCAACACCCACGUGUUUCGAUGAAGCCCAAAGAACCAUAUAUACUCUUAUGGAAAAGGACUCCUAUCCCAGGUUCCUCAAAUCAAAUAUAUACUUAAAUCUUCUGAAUGACCUUCAGGCUAAUAGUCUAAAGUGACUAGUGCCGGCUGGAGGGAAUUAAAGAUGAUAUCAAGUACAGAAGGAAUGUACCAGGAUGGCUCCCUGGGGGAACACCUUGGCCUUUUUGGAUGACUCACAGAUCCAGGGGAAGAACCCAUGACUCAGGACAGAUUAACAUGGAAGUUAUCCAGGCUCAAGGCUGAAGAAGCG
This is a messenger RNA of Aethalodelphis obliquidens (Pacific white-sided dolphin), 860 nucleotides long. RefSeq names its product regulator of G protein signaling 1 (gene RGS1). The transcript is spliced from 5 exons. The record is from RefSeq and is a predicted model, not a curated record. The coding region runs from base 97 to 687 and encodes 196 amino acids. NCBI's taxonomy places the organism in Eukaryota, Metazoa, Chordata, Mammalia, Artiodactyla, Delphinidae.